AUGGCAAUGAUGGCAAAUGGGGCUGGCGAAAAACCAGCUGCCGAGACAUCCGCCGUCGAUGACAUCCCAGACUGCGGCGAGUGGCCUCAGAAGAGCCCUACUGUCACAACAAGGCCGAUGGAUAUGUACACAUUGGUCUAUGACGACAGCAAGUUCGAUACGUCUUCAACUCCGCUCACAAAACAAAAAGCCUUGUUCGACGUCGCCUACGCCAAUGUGGGCAGUACCGAUGGAAUAAACUCAUUUACCUUCAACGUUCCGGCUCUGGACGCAAUUUUCGCCGCUCGAAGAACGGCGAACGCCGGAAAUGACGCCGAUAAGAUUGAGGAUGUACAAUACUAUGCCUCAGAGGUCAAUCAAAACGAGAAGGACAACAAUGUUUGUUCGAUCAGGUUGAAGAACCCAGACCUGCUCUUCAUGGCAUUGGACCAAUACACCGGUUCUGAUGAUCAAACAAUGGUUUAUUGCGAUUUGACAUUCCAAAAGGCGAAUUCUCAGUUGAAGCUUCCAUUUAUCUUCUCUGGAUUAUGCUUUCCGCUGGAUUACGAAAAUGACAAGAUCACCAAGGGUGUGAUCCGCACAUACGAUCUUUAA
Messenger RNA from Colletotrichum navitas, 594 nucleotides. RefSeq lists its product as uncharacterized. NCBI's taxonomy places the organism in Eukaryota, Fungi, Ascomycota, Sordariomycetes, Glomerellales, Glomerellaceae. Bases 1 to 594 code for a protein of 197 amino acids. The transcript has a single exon. The record is from RefSeq and is a predicted model, not a curated record.